Messenger RNA from Sorghum bicolor (sorghum), 2063 nucleotides. Its product is annotated as transcription factor bHLH123. Gene Ontology annotation, biological process: regulation of transcription by RNA polymerase II. Gene Ontology annotation, cellular component: nucleus. Gene Ontology annotation, molecular function: DNA-binding transcription factor activity, RNA polymerase II-specific; RNA polymerase II cis-regulatory region sequence-specific DNA binding; protein dimerization activity. The coding region runs from base 229 to 1203 and encodes 324 amino acids. NCBI's taxonomy places the organism in Eukaryota, Viridiplantae, Streptophyta, Magnoliopsida, Poales, Poaceae. The transcript has 7 exons. The record is from RefSeq and is a predicted model, not a curated record.
CCAGACCUGAGCCGAGCUCGGCCCGUCUCUCUCCAAUCCCGUGCUGCUCUCCCCAAUUAAAACCCUUCAAAAGUCCAAGGCGAGUUCAAGUGUGUAUAUGAAUCUGAACACACAGACAGAGCUCAGAGAGACACAGCUUCCGCACAAGGCUACAACAAGGCGCGAAACUUCUUUGACCCAAACAGAGGACCCCGACUGUGGCAGUAGUACCAGCUGCUUCUAGUGAUCAUGGUGAAGGAAGAGGAGAUCAUGGCGGAGGCAGGAGGAGGACGCGGCGGCUACAUGGACCUGCUUGGUCUCGGAGAAGACGACUACCUGCUGUGCCUGUCCCCUUCCUCCUACUUCGCUUCCAGCGUCGUCUCUGCCACGACCACCAGCGCCACCACCACUGCUGCCGCGUCGUCGCCUACCUGCGCCUCCUACCUGGACAUGGCUCCUGCCUACCACCACAUGCUGAGCUUCGCUGGCCAAGAUCAGCAGUACCAUGGCGACGGCGUCCUCGGCUUCCAGUACUACGGCGCCGGCGAUCAUGCGAUUCCGGCGGCUGUCCCGCAGAAGUCCAGCCCGACCACCGAGUGCUCCUCCAUCUCCUCCAUGUCGUCCUCGCCGCCUGCGACGGCCAUCUCCGCCGUCUCCUGCUCAAAGCCACAGGCUUUCAAGAAGAAGGGAUCAAGGAGCAGUGAGCAAAGAAAGGCUGCGUCUGCCGCCGCCGCCGCCCCCGCUGCUCCGGCUGCUGCUGGUGGUGGUGCUACGAACAAGAGGCCCAGGGUAAGGAGGGAGAGGCUCGGGGAGAGGAUCAUAGCUCUGCAGCAGCUGGUUUCUCCGUUCGGAAAGUCUGAUACGGCUUCCGUUCUGCACGAGGCGCUGGGAUACAUACGCUUCCUGCACGACCAAGUUCAGGUCCUGAGCUCGCCGUACAUGCAGCGCCAGCCGGCCUCAGCAGCGCACGUCCCGGAGAGCGCGGCGGGGACGGUGGUGGAGCCGCCGCGGCCGAAGGACCUGAGGAGCCGGGGCCUGUGCCUGGUGCCCGUCUCCUGCACGGAGCACCUCGCCGGCAACAGCCACGGCGGCAACGGCGCCGACCUCUGGUCCGUGGCGGCGGGGAUGGCGAAGGCGGCCGCGGACAAGGGCCCUGCCGGCGGAAUGCUGCUGCCUGGUGGUGGUGGUGGUGGUGGUUACCCUCGUCAAGGGCACCUGGCCUAGCUGACUGCGGACACACUUGCUUUACAGAUUAUGCGAAGGGUUUAGGGCUUUCAGUAGGCUCUUUUGGGGGCUAAUCAGUUCCGGCCGUACUCCAUAACCUUUUGCUUGUCUAAAGUAAACUUUUGGGGGGCCGGGUGCUGCUGCUUUUGGUGGGUAAAAAAGGCGCAGGGAUCCAUAUUUGAUCACAGAUGCCACAGCAGCCAGGAUGCGAUGCAAAUGCAACUAUGCAAGCGUCAAGUGUGCAUUGUUUUGGAUGGGGGGUUUUGGUUGUCUUAACUUUAGCUUAAGCUUAAGAGAGAAGGGUGGUAGUAGUAGAAGACAGUGAUGUGAGGAUGCCGAGAUCUUUGGGCACGAAUGUCCCUGUGCUGUCACGCCCAUUGAAUGAAUGCUACUCCUCCGUCGAUGUUGCCUGCUCGGGAGUCGUGCAUUGCAUUGCAUUGCAUUGCAUGGGUGAUUUCCCCUCACCUGCUUGUUGAUCUCGGCAAUCGGUUUGCCAUCCAUCCAUGGUCCUUGGAAGUUGGAACUGCAACAAGCCACUGCAAUUUCAUGCAUUGUUUUUUCGAGGCUCAUGACGGUGCAGUGCUGCACAUCGGAGACGACUCGUUGAAGACUUUUGUACAGUGCGUUGUUCUCGUUCAUGUUCAUCCGACAGUACGGAUCCGCUUCCAUAGCUUUUGGGCAAAGCAGGUCCACUGGACGAGCGUCGCCAGUGGUUCAAAAAGGCUAGCAAAAAGGAAGGAACCUCGCCCUGUUUAUUUGCUUGUAAAAAAUUGUAAAAACGGCAGGCCGACUAUCGCAGGCCUGAGUUAGUGAGUUCUGUUUAUGGCCUCUCAAAAGACCAAAAUAUAAUGCUUCAAUAA